GCCUUGCGCGGGGGCGGAGGCGGCAGGGAUGCUAUGGCGGAGUCGCUGCCCCUGGAGAUACUCACAUAUAUUCUGAGCUUCCUGCCUCUGUCAGAUCAGAAAGAGGCCUCUCUCGUGAGUCGGGCUUGGUACUAUGCAGCCCAGAAUGCCCUUCGGGAGCCGGGCCUUACCUCCCUGGACCUCAGCGGCUGCUCAGAACUGGCCGACGGGGCGCUUUUGGCUGUGAGCCGGGGUCUGCGGCACCUGCAGCGCCUGAGGCUGAGGAAGCUGCAGCGGCUGACAGAUGCAGGGUGUACAGCCCUGGGGGGCCUGCACGAGCUACAGAGCCUCGACAUGGCCGAGUGCUGUCUGGUGAGCGGGCGGGAACUGGCCCAGGCCCUGGGCUCGGUGCGCGGAGCUCCACCCCCCCUGGCCUCCCUCAGCCUGGCCUACUGCUCCUCACUCAAGGACACCUCAGUGUUCUCCCUGAUCCGAGCGCUGGGCCCAAGUCUCAGGGUGCUAGACUUAUCCUCUUGCGUGGCCCUCACCAACCGGAGCCUGCAGGCCAUCUGCACCUACCUCACUCCCCUCUCGGUCCUGCGCCUGGCCUGGUGCAAGGAGCUCCGUGACUGGGGGCUUCUGGGACUGGGGGAACCAAGUGAGGAGCCAGCACAGGGAUCCCAGCCACACCCAGAGCUGGAACAUCAGGCCUCAGGCCCCGCAGCAGCCCCUUCUCCCCAGCCUCAGGGCCCCUCCUUGCUCAUGCUGCGGGCCCUGCAGGAGUUGGACCUCACAGCCUGCAGCAAGCUGACAGACGCCAGCUUGGCAAAGGUGCUCCGGUUCCCCAGGCUGAGGCACUUGUCACUGAGCCUGUUGCCAGCACUCACAGACGAGGGCUUGGUGGCGGUGGCCAGAGGCUGCCCUAGCCUGGAGCGCUUGGCGCUGAGUCACUGCGGCCUCCUCAGCGAUGAGGGCUGGGCCCAGGCGGCCAGCUCCUGGCCGAGGCUGCAGCACCUCAACCUGUCCAGCUGCAGUCAGCUCACAGAGCAGACACUGGAUUCCAUUGGGCAGGCAUGCAAGCAGAUCCAGAUGUUAGAUGUCGCCAUGUGCCCUGGUAUUAGCAUGGCUGCUGUCAGGCGAUUCCAAGCCCAACUGCCCCAGGUGACCUGCAUCCAGUCACGCUUCGUGGGAGGGGCUGACCUGACCCUUACACUCUGAGACCAGGUGGGUAAGCAGCCCCUGUUGCUCAGCCUCCACAGUCCCUAGCCCUGGCUUUUGGACCUGGGGUUUCCCUCUGCUAUGUGCAAGAGCCCCUUCCCCCAGCUGUAAAUACCUUUGCUAGACCCGGAGGUGGGACUAGUCCAAGGAAGCCCAGGGUGCUUCCUACCCUGGUCUACCCCACAGCCUGGCGAGGGCUUCUUUCCAGCUCUGUGUGGCUGCCACAGGCACCUGCAAGUGCCCGUUCCCGCUCUGCUGGCCAAGCCCGGGUCCGGAAGCACCAGGCCUGUAGGUGGCAGGGCCCGGUGCUGGGGAGGAGCAGACCACCUGCCCUUUGCCCCGCCCACUUCUCCCACCUGAAGCCUGUGCCCCACCUUGCUCCCUAUAGGAGCUCCUCUAGUCCCCCACCAGCACUGAACUUUAGCAGCCA
Phyllostomus hastatus (greater spear-nosed bat) is the source of this 1627-nucleotide messenger RNA. Its product is annotated as F-box/LRR-repeat protein 20-like. Bases 34 to 1197 code for a protein of 387 amino acids. Gene Ontology annotation, biological process: SCF-dependent proteasomal ubiquitin-dependent protein catabolic process. NCBI's taxonomy places the organism in Eukaryota, Metazoa, Chordata, Mammalia, Chiroptera, Phyllostomidae. The transcript is spliced from 7 exons. The record is from RefSeq and is a predicted model, not a curated record. Gene Ontology annotation, molecular function: protein binding. Gene Ontology annotation, cellular component: SCF ubiquitin ligase complex.